This is a messenger RNA of Polypterus senegalus (gray bichir), 2615 nucleotides long. RefSeq names its product RING finger protein 223-like. Gene Ontology annotation, biological process: protein ubiquitination. The transcript has a single exon. Gene Ontology annotation, molecular function: ubiquitin protein ligase activity. The coding region runs from base 840 to 1409 and encodes 189 amino acids. The record is from RefSeq and is a predicted model, not a curated record. NCBI's taxonomy places the organism in Eukaryota, Metazoa, Chordata, Cladistia, Polypteriformes, Polypteridae.
GCAAAACACUGCCCGUUUAAACUGGCAUCAUGCCACCUAGCAGCCUCAAAGGAAGCAUGCUUCGUCUGGAAGGAGAGUUCGGUUAACAGACUUUAAAAGUGAGCCUCUGGGACCCCCAGGUCUGGACCAGCUCCACAACAGUGAGCCAAGACCACAGCAAGUUGGCACAGGUAAACUUUACAAUAUUGAAGAAGAGUGUGGCGCAUCGUGGACUAGGGCUGUGUAGCUCCAUUCAGGGAUUGCAUGAGACCCUUCAUGUCAGAAGAGUGAUGGUCACUGUGCCCCAACUAUUGGCAUGGUGAAGAGUUUAGAAACAGAAGCAGCAUCUGUGCGGGGAGGUAUAUGGCUCCUUUCAUAAUCCAUGGGCCCAUGUGAUCCUGCUGGACCUGGCAGAUGCCACGAGUGAUGGGCACUUACAAUAGACAUUAAAUUGGAGGUACAAACUGGUAUAGCGCCUUUCAAAUUCUAGACGGAGUUUCUGCAUCUCACCAAGGGAUACCCAUGGAGCUGGCGGCAGAAGCUGGCAGAGAAGAUGAUCUGAAGGUGACAGCAGCUUAUAUAGCGCCUUUACUUUGUUGGCUGCCUGUGUUUUAAUUGUGUGGAGAUCCCAACUGGAGUACAAACUAUUAUAGCGCCUUUCAACUUCUAACUGGACUGACAGCAUCUCACCCAGCGAUACCCAUAGAGCUGGUGGCAAACUUUAUGAAGAGGAAAUGAUUGUGAUGGUGGCACAGGCUUAUAUAGUGCCUUUCAUCAUUGGCUGACUGUUUUUAAUUUUGCCCAGUCGAACAUCACAGACUACUAUAGUGCCUUGCUGUGGCAAGUGAGUGCCAUCCCAGAUGGCAGAUCACCAGCCGCCCAUUCCUGAGUGCUCUGUCUGCCUCUCACCCUAUGACAACGCUUUCAAGGCACCUCUGAAGCUGCCGCCAUGUGCCCACACCUUCUGCCUUGAGUGCCUGGCACAGCUGUGCCUCUUCAUGAAGCCCAUGCAGCUUUUGCCCUGCCCCCUGUGCAGGGCACCUGUCACCAUACCCCCUGGUGGGGCACCGGCUCUCCCAGUGGAUACUAAUGUGAUCUCUGAGCUGCCCACCCAUCAGCGGAGCCACAUCUGCAGGGUCUGGAUGGAAGGCUCUGAGCUGUGCCACUGGAGGCUGCAGCCACCAUACAACAGGCAGCCGAUGGCAGAGGAUGGCACCCGGGAUGCGGUGGUCCGCAUUCAGCUGAUACACCCAACUUCCAGCUUGUCUCAGCCCGCUGACCUCAUCACUGUCCGGGGUGGCAGGAGACGUCACCAGUGCCGCGAAAUUUGCCGCAGCUUCUGGUGUCUGACCUCGUUGGUCUUUGUCACUAUGGUCACCCUCUUUUCUGCCAUCUUCUUCCCAAUUUAUCUGAUUCGCUGGACCCGGUAGACAAUGUGAACUCAUAGUGGCAUUCAACAGAUGGAAUACAGUAGGCACCUCCUGGAGUAACUGUGCCAAUGUAGGCAGAGAGUAGGAAGGCAAGGUGACCUCACAAAAUGGGGAGCUGGCACAGCUGGAGUGGAGUUUGUAAGAUGAGAGAAAGAGAGGGGGCUCUGAACUGGGCAGACCGGGCACCUCACUGACAACAGCUGAAGAUUCUCUUCAUUACAACGAAUGGGCACCACCUGCCAGUCAAGAAGGUAUCAUCCACACUACCAGGGAUUAUGUAGGCCGUUAUAUGUGACUGGACCCCUGGAACAAGGCAUCUGGGCACUGCCCAUCCGACACCAAAUGUGCCUAACAGUCAGGGAGCAAUUCAGCUGUCAAUCUUGAUUGUAUAUAGCACCUUUCAAAAGUUUAUAGAGCCUUUCACAUUAAGGACAUUCAAAAGGCGCUUUACAUUUCAUAUUGCAUCUCACACACCAAUGAAGUAAGCAAAUUUGAUUUUACAAAAGGGCCUUUAGAAAUGGGGGCUUAAGGGGGUCCGGCGAUGGAGUUUAGGGUCAAACUGGGAGCAAGGCAAGAGUAAAGUCGAAGGAGAAAGGCAGCCAGAUUGAGCUUACAGGUCUGUGUGAAAAGGUCACCUUUAAUAAAGAUAGAGUGAAAGGCACUAUAUAAUAGAUAGAUAGAUAGAUAGAUAGAUAGAUAGAUAGAUAGAUAGAUAGAUAGAUAGAUAGAUAGAUAGAUAGAUAGAUAGAUAGAUAGAGUGAAAGGUGCUAUAAUAAAAAGACAGAUUUCUUAUCACCAUCUAGUGACAGAUCUGCAGGCUUCACAUAUUCCUCCAUCCAUUAUCUCACUCACUUCCCAGUUCAAACUCACAGGGCACCAGUUGCAAUACUGGCAAGCAGUGCCUGCGAAGGAGAAGCCAACCCUACAUGGUGCCAUUCAAUGCCAGGUUCGUUUGGAAGUCCCCUGGUAAAGCCUGUGUGAACAGAGAAAAACACAGACAUGGAGUGAAGGUGCAAACGCUACAGGAUUUGAACCAGGAACACCAAAGAGACGGCAGCCUUAAGUGCUGUGCCACCGUGCCACCCCGAGACUUGUAUUUCUCUCAGAUUUGCUGUCCAGCUCAGACUCGGCAAUGUGACCUGACCUAUCAACUGAGGCAGACUACUUUGUGACAGUACACACAGUGCAUGGCCCCAAAUAAAUUAA